Molecule: messenger RNA, 1779 nt
Organism: Aedes aegypti (yellow fever mosquito)
Lineage: Eukaryota; Metazoa; Arthropoda; Insecta; Diptera; Culicidae
Exons: 4
Coding region: 315-1625 (436 amino acids)
Molecular function (GO): oxidoreductase activity
Source: RefSeq, a predicted model, not a curated record
UCUCAACCGAUAGACGACGCUGGUUGUGUUUCCUGUCGCCUCUGGAUGAUCAGAACAAAUUUUCCCUGCACUCGCGGUGGAUGUAUAAUUGCUAUAUCUAACGUUCUGAAAUCGACCCGGCACGUCACAGGCAGGCGAGUAGUGCAGUUUAGUUCAGUGAAUUUCGGUUACUCAUUGUGAUAAGCUCCGUGAACCAGAACGACAUCACACCAGAUGAUUGUAUAAUAGCACGAAUCGGUUAAAAGUGCGUUUUCUGUUACGAAAAGUGAGAAUGGUAUUCAUUGUUCACUGGACUGUCUCAUAACAGAAACAUUAUGGAUUCAAUUGAGCUGACUGAAGUGGAAAAAGCUGCGAAAACAUUAUUUUCCAAAAUCGUCGUGGAAGGAUCAUCAAUACCAUGUGAUAUAGGCAGCGGUAUCGAUUUGGAGCAGAAGCUUCCCCAGUGGUUUGAUGAAGCAAAAUUCAAAAGAGGACAGAAAUACUUCUUCGACAACCGAUUCGGAAUGAUGCAGUCCAACUACUGUGGGCUUGUGUCAUUGCUGUGCGAUCCAAAGGGCUUGACUAUUUUGCACAACACCGGACGUUCCAGUACUUCAGAAACCGCCCGUAAACGAUAUAUAUCAACCACUCUGCAUAUGCUGUCAUGGUACGAAAUUGAUCUUUCACCAGGUUCAAAAUCAUGGGCCUCCCUACAACGAGUGCGCAAGAUGCACUUGAAUGCAUCAAAGCGAUCGCAAGAAAAAGACAUCGGUUUCAUCACACAAACGGAAGUGUCCCUAACGGUUUUUGGAUUUCUUGGGUAUGCCCUGAUUCGUCCGCAUCUUCUUGGCAUCCGAUAUGACAACGACGAUGAUCGAGAAGGAUUCGUGCACUUCUGGGCUGUGGUUGCCGCGAUGCUAGGUGUUCACGAUCGUUUUAACUUUUGUCUUCCAAAAUUGGCGGUGGUUGAGAUGGUUUGUAAAAUAUGUCAGAGGUACAUAUUUAUGCCACUGUUGCAAAUCGAAACCACUUUGUUCAAAUCUAUGGUUCAGGCUAUAGUGGACGGGUUAAGCGAAUUCACACCGUUCAACUCUUAUGAGAGCCUCAUGUAUUUCGUUCGACGUGUUGCCGGAAUUCCAGGUUAUCAACACAACGUGGACAUGAAGAAGGAAACCAUAUGCAGGAAACUUUUUACCAAGGAGGAGAUGCUCAAUAUGAGAAAAGUGUUCGAAGGAAAACCGGGAUAUGAAUACAUGGAACAAUCGGUCAUCGAUGAUAGAAUACUUUUGUUCAACGUCAAACAGAUCGAUGGAACCGAGCUAAACCAAAAUUCUUUAGAUAACAACUUAGUGAGUGGUGUUUACAACAAGCUUAAUGAUCAAGAAAAUGGCAAAAAUAUUCUGAUAGAACUUUUGGGACUUAAUCACAACGAAGAGCUGAUCAUUGAAGCUGUAGAAAAUGAGGAUGAUUGGACAAGAAAUUUGAAUGACUCUAAACUAAAAUUGUUGUCGGACAGAGAUUUGAGAUAUUUCAAAUUCAAAUGCAGACUUAUGGACAAUAACUACACACGGAUAGGAAAUUUCCUUAACGAAUCUAUGCUUAGCUGGAUGCUCUAUCGUAUGAGGAAAGCUCAUAAUAGUGAAUAAUUCUGGCAAUAAAAUUAUGUAAUAUACGUAAGGGAAAAAUAUACACAUGGGCUUUAUUAAAGUUACACAUGUGCGUGGGUUUUGGAGCAUAGAUUUAUGCCAACAAUAUUGUGAUAUUUCUUACAAGCAAUAAUAAAAGAAAAAAUUACUUUAA